This is a messenger RNA of Pimephales promelas (fathead minnow), 4811 nucleotides long. RefSeq names its product mastermind-like transcriptional coactivator 1 (gene maml1). The record is from RefSeq and is a predicted model, not a curated record. Gene Ontology annotation, molecular function: transcription coactivator activity. NCBI's taxonomy places the organism in Eukaryota, Metazoa, Chordata, Actinopteri, Cypriniformes, Leuciscidae. Gene Ontology annotation, cellular component: nucleoplasm; nuclear speck. Gene Ontology annotation, biological process: Notch signaling pathway; positive regulation of transcription of Notch receptor target.
GAUUUAAAAUAAUCUAGGCUGCAUUAUUUCCCACAAUUGAAAACUCAAAGUGUUGUGUUGAGUAAGGUGUGUGAGAACAAUAAGGCAUAUCGCAUGUGCAGAGGAAUGCUGGAGUGUUGGUGCGAGUGUCCAGCGAUUGCUCGGGUGACCUGUCACUCACAGCGCGCGCAUAAAAAAACUGAGGAAAAAAGAAAAAACAUAGUUACAAGAUGGCGACCAGCUACUGCCUGAAGACUGGAAAACAAUAGACACAGCGCAGCAGGGACGAGUUUAUUCCCUCGCCGUCCGCUUUCUCGUGUCCGUGUCGAGCUCAACCGGAGCACACGAGUCGGUUGUGUGUACUUCAAGACUUUUAACGCGCUUUUGAAAGAAAGUGAGUUUAUAAUGCUUUGUUCUAGGGCUAGUUAGCAUUCAGGCUAAGCUACAUCCGUAGCUGUAAUGUAACUGUGAGGAUCAGCUGUUAGCCGCGCUGCUACUUUAAAAGUUACUUUUACUACUAAAACUCGCUUGUAACUCUCCAAGUUGGUGUUUUUGGGCUGAAUGGAUGUAACGUACACGGUUUUAAACACCCUUUUCUAACCUUUCGUCGAUGGGGUUUUAUCUCAAGUGCGUCUUUUGUCAAACUUAAAAAAAAACGUUUCUUUUUAAGUUGUUUAUUUUUUGUUGUUGCGCGAUUUAACGACUUGUUGUGAACAAAUAAGCUCAAACGUGAGGUAAAUAUUAUUGUAAAGGGUUUAAAUAGAAAGUCAUCAAACUAAAACUUAUGAGCCCUUUCAAACUUUCCUCUAAAUUACAUUCACGUCUAAACAAAUGUAACUUCUAAAAUGAAGAAUUUAUCAGUGUUUGUGAACUCUUUCAUUCAUAAAAACGCGGUGUUAAGUUGAUUCUGUCUUGUGUCAGGACUCUAGACUAGUUUAUACUUCAGUAAUCGUGUAACGUUACAGUUAAAAGCAAACUUUACACACGUUAUUUCUGGAUAUAGGCGCUCUCGUCUAAACUAUGCGCCGAGUCUUUUGUUGUUUAAGGAGGCAGAUAGUGAAGAUAAUGGAGUCAGUGGAGUGUGUUUUGUAAAGAGACUCUCGCGAACACGAACGGCACGAUCAGUUUGAGAGUUGCUGCCAGUAUCGAGACGCGUCGUGACGCGGAUGAUGGCGGAUUAUGUGGUGCCGCGGCACAACGCGGUGAUGGAGCGGCUGCGGCGGCGCAUCGAGCUCUUCCGCCGGCAUCACACGGGCUGCGAGAACCGCUACCAGAGCAACGCGGUGGAGCGGCAGGAGAUGGAGCGGCAGCAGACCUUCGCGUUGCACCAGCGGUGCCUGCAGACCAAGGCCAAGCGGUCGAGCAAGCACCGGCAGCCCGCGGCAGCGAACGCGGAGCCCGCGGGGCACCGAGGCACCAGCGCCGGGGGAGGCGCGGAGGAGCCCGGGGAGCAGAGCAGGAACAACACGCUGAUCGCGUUGCAGGAGACGGUGAAGAGGAAGUUAGAGAGCGCUGGUUCGCCUCUCGCCCGUGAAGCGGUCAACGGCUUCAGCGAUGGCUACCCGCCCAAGAAGAAGAGCUGUGUCGAGGACGCACUCGAAGCUCGUAACGGGGUCUCGAACGGCACAGUGCCUCCUCUCUCGCCAAUGGACACUAAACAUAAUGUGAUGGCCAACGGGAACCACAGAGCAGAGCACAACGAAGCCGGCAUCACCGAUAGCGGUGCGUCUCGCGGCUCGGACUCGGAUUUCCGCAUGCGAAAAGAGAUGAAGCAGGAGCCCGUGGACGACAUAUUACCCUGCAUUCUCCCCUCAGGGGGGACAACCGGGAACAACAGCCUUUUCCCCGACCUCAACCUGGACGACCAGGACUGGAGUGAGAUCAUGGAGGAGUUUAAUCGCUCCGUACCCUACGAGGACAUACAAGAGCUCUUCAGCGUCAGUUUCGGUGACCGCAAAGACCCGGAGCUCACGUCCGCUGCGACUCCGAGCUUGAUCCCACCGGAUCUAGCCAACGUGAAGACUGAGUUCUCCCCCGCGUUCGACCAGGAGUCCUGCAACGGUUCCCCUCAGGUGAGACCCACCUCAUCCGGACCUCCGCUUCACACCAGCUCUCCUGUGUCGGCUCCGGCCACAUCGCCUGUGCAACAGCCCAGCAGGCAAAUCCCAAACCACAUGCUCCCCGCCCCGCCUAAAGACCUGUCCCUUGCGCAGCAGCUCCAACAGUUAGCGGCGGCACGCGAGCAGCAGAGAGCCAUAUUACAGAGCCAGCAACACGUGGUUCAGAAGCCUCCGCCGCCAACGCAACAAAAACCACAGUCGCAAACGCCGAAAUUCCACCCGCAACCAAACCACUCGACGUCAUGGCCCCAGAAUCCCCCCAACCAAAGUCAGAUGACUGGGACGUUUGGGCUCGAGAAGCCGACGAGUCCUUCUCUGUACCCGCAAGACUUCCCCAACCCCAAGGCCAUGCUCAUGCCGAACAAGGGCUCUCCUAAAGCGGGCGCUCCGGCCGGGUACAUGCAGCCCAUGCUCAGCCACGCGUCCAACCCCGCGGCCAUGUUGGACUACAGCAACACUAAACCCCUGUCCCAUUACGAGGCGGUGGCGUCCGGAGCUCCCCGGGGUCCUGCGACCGCACAGAGCCAGAGCAAGCAGAGCCAGGCCAUCCUGAACCUGAUGCGGCACCAGCAGAUGCAGAAGCCGAGGCCGGCCGGCAUGAGCUUCAGGCCGGCACACCUGCAGCAGCAGCACGCUCCGCAGGACUCGGGCUCGUACCCCUCGAGCGCGCACGUGCCGGGCCCGGGGACCAGCAUGCCUCCGCAGCCCAACAACACCAGCAUCAGCAGUGUGCCGACGAGCCACAAUAGUGCGGCCUACAUGAAGCAGAUGCAGAUGCUGAGCCAGCAGCAGAAACAGCAGCUCCUGCAGAGGCAGAUCAUGGCCGAGGCGCAGGAGAAGCAGCAGCAGCUCCAGAGGCAUCUGACCCGUCCACCGCCCCAGUACCAGGACCAGCAGAACCCGUUCCAGCAGCAGUUCAGCACUGUGCCCUGCCUGGCCCAACAGCACCCCUCGGCCUUCCCCGAACACACACUCUCCGGUCCGUCUCAACCAAUAGGAAACGUCAACGCCCCCGGGACGCAGCGGAUGUUCUCUCAGACGCAAAGCAUGAUGGGAAUGGGGAGCGCAGUCCCGACGGCCGGGCCUUCUCCGGCCGCCAGUCAGGCAGACAUGAGCCUCCAGUCCUGCGCGGGCGGUCUCGACGUGCAGCAAGUGCUCUACGGUAACAUGCCCAUGCACUCCGGCCAGCAGAGGGCGCAAGUGUCCAACAUGUCCAGCGCGUACCGGCAGAGCGUGCUAGCGGCGCAGCAGCACCUCAAGAGCCAGCCCAACGCCGCCAUGAUGAAGCAGCAGCAGCUAGCACGACUUCCCAACGCCAUGGCUAAUGCUAUGCCCAGCGGUCUCCAGGGUGCCUUGCCCACUCAAGCCCAGUCCUGGCAAACACAGGCUUCCCAGCAGCACCCAGUUCUCCAGCCCGGCUUCCACAUGCAGGCCAGAUUACCCAAGCUUCCCAACAGCGCCCCGUUCCCUCAGGGGGGCAUGGGCGGCAGUGGGGCGGGUCGCAUGAACCCUGCACAGAUGAUGCCCAGUAUGAGUCAACAACGGACAAAUCUGCCCCAACAGCAGACGCCCCAGCAGGCGCAGGUGCCGAGCCAACCCCAGCAGGUUCUGCCGGAUCUGGGGCCCUUCAGCCAGACGCAGGCCGGACCCAACCGCACCACGGCUCUCCAGUGCAACCAGGCCUACCAGCUCAACCGGUCAGCCAAUCAGCAGCUCCAGUUCAGCUACAACAGCCAAUCAGGAGCCGGCUUAUCCGGGUUCCCCGCGGAGACCGAUCUGGUGGACUCGCUGCUGAAGAACCAGUCGACCCAAGAGUGGAUGGACGACAUAGACGAGCUGUUGGCCAGUCACCAGUGAGUGUUCGUGUAAGACAGCGCUCUACUACUGAACCUGUGAGUGUGCGCGAUGACCCACAGGCCUGAAACUUGCACUCUUGAAGAUGUGCUUUACAGAGUCUAAAGCAAUAGUUGACCCGAUAACUCGUGAGGCGGUGCGCUGGCGGGCCAGUCCUGCUCCUGGAGGGCCACCUGAGCGAUUCAUGACCAUUCGUUAGUUUUAAAGGGGUGGCUUAUCAUUUAUCAUUAAUUAAAACGGAAACUUUUUUAUGCAUUUUUGGCUGGUCAACGGUUGAGAGUUUGAAUGAGGAGUGCUGAGCCUCCAUUGGCAUCCACACACACACACACAUGUGGCCCUUCAGGAUCAGAAAACUGUGUGUAUGAUCAUAGUUCCACUGGAGAACAGAAGGCAUUAGGUCUGCAGUUUCUUUAAAACACAUGGAUUGAGUGAGUUUAGAAAGUAGAUGUUUGAUCAAGUGUCGAGUGUAGAUGAGAUCUGAUGAACUCUACACUUCUCCAGUGGACAUCUCAUCAUUACACUUUCUUAUGUUACACUACACUUUAAUAUUAUUUUAUUUCUUCCUGCAGUUGAGUUCGAGAGACCCGUAGUUGUAGACGUGUGUGUUGGUAAGAGGGGUGACGUUCCUGUUGGUUAGGGUUAACUCUCACUUCAUCCCGGAUUCUGUGACAGGAUUUUUUUGUAUAUUUAUAUAUAUAUAUAUUUUUUUUUUGUAUGUAUGCAGUUUCUAUUGUUCAGGAGAAGAUAGAUCUUAUUUUUAUAUGUACAUUGUUGCAAAUUUUUGUAAGUAUUUUAUACUUUUUAUUAUGGUUCUCUGUAAAACAAGAGUAUUAUGUAAAUAUAGUUCUCUAGAAAUGA